Messenger RNA from Racocetra fulgida, 252 nucleotides. Lineage: Eukaryota; Fungi; Glomeromycota; Glomeromycetes; Diversisporales; Gigasporaceae. The record is from the annotation of a GenBank genome assembly.
AUGAAGAUCAUUAGUAAUAAAUUAAAAGCAAAAAAAUUAGUAGUUAAUAUAAGUGAUCAAGGUUAUUUGGACAUUAAAAAAAAGACGAAAAUGAAAGACAAACCUAAAAUAAUAAAUGGUAAACACCCAAAAGAUCUUGAUCCUGAAAUUGAUUGUGUUGAUGAAACUGCUGAAAGUACUGUGAAUAUUAAACUUAUGAAAUAUGAUGGAUUGAGUCAAAAGAAUGAUAGAUCAUGUCGAAAAGAUAAAUAA